Messenger RNA from Thunnus maccoyii (southern bluefin tuna), 7800 nucleotides. It is a transcript of the gene dlg2, whose product is annotated as discs, large homolog 2 (Drosophila). Gene Ontology annotation, cellular component: postsynaptic density membrane; neuromuscular junction; neuron projection. Gene Ontology annotation, molecular function: kinase binding. Gene Ontology annotation, biological process: chemical synaptic transmission. The record is from RefSeq and is a predicted model, not a curated record. NCBI's taxonomy places the organism in Eukaryota, Metazoa, Chordata, Actinopteri, Scombriformes, Scombridae. The coding region runs from base 1222 to 4278 and encodes 1018 amino acids. The transcript is spliced from 28 exons.
UGCUGGCUCUAUAGCUGCUGCUGAUGCUGUCACUUCAUAUGGCUCACACUGCUGCACAGCACCUGCUUAAAGCAUAAAGAGAUGUGGCAGCUCGAGGAUUCACGACAGUGCUGCUUUUUAUCAGGAGGCAUUUCUGACGAAUGCACAGUCACCAUGUUACGGAAUAUGACAAUAGAUGGAGUCAUUUGAAAGCCAUGCGUUUUCUCCCACUGUUGGCAGGCAGGUAUUUUCCUACAGCCAGGCGUCGUACUGGGAAAGCAUCAUUUCAUUUGGCACUGCCGCUGGCUGCUGAUUUAGCAUGAAUGCUAGCUAACUAAUAGACAACAUGCAUGUUUAUUUUUAUGCGUUGAAGCAACGUUAACCGGCAACGUUAGAGGUUUUUUUUUAAUGUCAUGAAUUGUCAUUACCCGCCUCAUGGGGGGCACACACACAUCCCUGCAUAAGUCACAACCUCCAGACAGAAACUCUGAAGUGAUUGUUUCUUGUUAGCUUACAUUUCCUAAACCGUUGUGGAAAGAAGCCGCGAGGACAGCUGACAUUCUGAGAAACUACAGAUUCAUUUGCCGUCUUUGAAGUGUGGUGCAGGUUUUGUCCCGCGUUUUGGCUUGUAGGCAGGUAAAAGAAACUUCAGGUAUGGACUGUCAGGUAGGAUAAAUAAUGUGGAGCAGCUCUUCAGGACUGCCACAGCACACCGGCUUCGUGUUAACCCAGGCCAGUCCUCAGACCUGUCCGCUGCUCUCCACCACGGGGCAUUAAAGCAGCCUCCACACACCCUUCCUCUGACUAUGAGGACUUCGCUGUCCACCUUUUUGUCUCCAGCUGUGUAGUGUAAGCCGCCUGUCUGUCUGUCUGUGGAGGCUUUUUGAAGCAGCAGUGAAGCAGUCAUGACAAGGCAGUUCUCCGGUCUGCCAGCCUUUCAGACAGAGGAUGGACACAGACAGAAGUAACGCACAGUCCCAUGUGCAGGAUGUGUUAAAACCAGGGGUUCCCACACGUUUUCACACCAAUAACCCCUGAAUUACUCUACACACUCAGCAGACAGGAUUUGAUGAGACAUUGCAACAGGGGACCUCAUCUGAGCUUCUUGUGGAUUACUGUCGGUGCUGUCAUCUGGGACAGAGACACCUGUGAUCACAUUGUUCAACUGUACUAAAAUCUAAGAGAACUUUUCGACCAUGCACUGAAGACUGAACCGGAAGCCUUAGUGAGAGUCAAGUUUACAUGGACUCAGCCAUGCCUGUCAGAAAAAAAGACACAGCUCGAGCCUUGGGGCUUUUGGAGGAGUACUGCACUAAACUGAGGACACCAGAGGAGCAGCAGCUCAAGACUGCCAUUCAGAGAGUGAUGGGGAUUUUCAAAAGCAACCUGUUUGAAGCUCUUCUUGAUAUCCAGGAGUUCUAUGAAGUGACACUGCUUAACACACAAAAGAGCUGCGAGCAAAAGCUGGAGGAGGUCAACCACAUGGCAGACAAGUGGGAGAAGAGUGUUUCUGUACCAAACUCUGAGCUUGCACACUCUGCCUGUCCAGUGGAGGAGCAGAGGGAGCAGAGCAGCUCAGAGCCCAGUGGGAUGGAACAGGGAGAGAGCAGUGCCAAGACCUCUGAGAACAGGCCACCAGCAGUACAGGGGUCACCCCACAACGGCCAGCCCCCAUCCUGCAUGACCCCUGCCUUGAUGAACGCUCCCUGGCAGUACCACUACCAAGAGGAUGACUCGCCACCUCUUGACCAGGGAUUCCCGCGUCUCACCAACGAGGUGCGUGCCCCCGAGCUGGUGCACGUAUCUGAGAAGAACCUGUCUGAGAUCGAGAAUGUGCACGGCUAUGUGUCCCAUUCCCACAUCUCUCCUCUCAAGGCCAGCCCUGCUCCGAUAAUCGUCAACACAGACACUUUGGAUUCAGUUCCUUAUGUCAACGGCACAGAAAUUGAAUAUGAGUUUGAGGAAAUCACUCUAGAGCGGGGUAACUCAGGAUUGGGUUUUAGCAUUGCUGGAGGGACAGAUAACCCACACAUCGGUGAUGACCCUGGCAUCUUCAUCACCAAGAUCAUCCCUGGAGGUGCUGCAGCAGAGGAUGGACGCCUGAGAGUAAAUGACUGCAUCCUGCGAGUCAACGAUGCAGACGUGUCUGAGGUUUCCCACAGCAAGGCAGUAGAGGCCCUGAAGGUUGCAGGUUCUAUUGUCCGGCUGUAUGUGCGGCGCCGCAGGCCAAUGUUAGAAACCAUCAUUGAGAUUAAACUCAUCAAAGGACCAAAAGGGCUUGGCUUCAGUAUUGCAGGUGGAGUUGGAAACCAGCACAUCCCUGGUGACAACAGCAUAUACGUCACUAAAAUUAUUGACGGCGGGGCAGCACAGAAGGAUGGCCGACUACAAGUGGGAGACAGGUUGUUAAUGGUGAACAACUACAGUCUGGAGGAAGUGUCUCAUGAGGAAGCUGUGGCCAUUCUGAAGAACACGUCGGACGUGGUCUACCUAAAGGUGGGGAAGCCCACCAAUGUCUACCUAUCAGAUCCCUAUGGGCCUCCUGAUAUCACACACUCUUUCUCUCCAGCCAUGGAAAAUCAUAUCUCUUCCCCCAUCAACAGUGGCACUCUGGAGUACAAGUCUGGUCUCACCCCCAUCUCCCCUGGGAGUUAUUCCCCCCUCCCUAAGCAUUUAGUGGGGGAAGAGGAUAUAAACAGGUUGGAUGGUUUUUCCUUCUUACGAAAUCCCUCGCUAGAUGAUGGGGAGGGUCACAGAUUUGAGUCCCAGCACUUCCAGUUGAGGCCUCCUGAGCCAGUUUACAGCACUGUGAACAAACUAUGUGACAAAGCACCCUCCCCCCGACACUAUUCCCCAGUGGAGUGCGACAAAAGUCUCCUCCACUCCAUCCCCCUCCCAAACUAUCACUUAGGCCUGUUCCCUGACUCGGACAUCACCAGGGAACCCAGGAAGGUCGUGCUCCACAAAGGCUCCACAGGCCUGGGUUUCAACAUCGUAGGCGGUGAAGAUGGCGAGGGCAUCUUUGUCUCCUUCAUCCUGGCUGGAGGGCCCGCUGAUCUGAGUGGAGAGCUGCGGCGAGGCGACCAGAUCUUAUCGGUGAAUGGCAUUGACCUACGAGGAGCCACACAUGAACAAGCAGCAGCAGCACUGAAAGGAGCAGGACAGGUGGUCACCAUCAUCGCCCAGUACAGACCAGAAGAGUACGGGCGUUUUGAGGCCAAAAUCCAUGACCUGCGGGAACAGAUGAUGAACCACAGCAUGAGCUCUGGGUCGGGAUCUCUGCGAACCAAUCAAAAGAGAUCGCUCUAUGUGAGGGCACUGUUUGACUAUGAGAAGUCAAAGGACAGCGGCCUCCCCAGCCAAGGACUCAGCUUCAGGUACGGGGACAUCCUCCACGUCAUCAACGCCUCAGAUGAUGAGUGGUGGCAGGCCCGUCGUGUGACCCCACAUGGAGACAGUGAGGAAAUGGGUGUCAUCCCCAGCAAGAGACGGGUGGAAAGGAAAGAGCGGGCACGUCUGAAGACUGUGAAAUUCAAUGCCAAGCCAGGGUCAUUUGACUCAAAAGGGUCAUUCAAUGACAAACGUAAAAAGAAUUUCAUCUUCACACGAAAGUUCCCAUUCUACAAGAACAAAGAGGGUGAGCAGGAUGGCAGUGAUUCAGACCGGAGUCAAGAGGACGUGAUUCUCUCAUAUGAACCUGUGAUGCGACAGGAAAUUAAUUAUGCCAGACCCAUCAUCAUCCUCGGACCGAUGAAAGACAGAAUCAAUGAUGAUCUGAUAUCAGAGUUCCCAGACAAGUUUGGUUCUUGUGUUCCACAUACCACUCGGCCAAAGAGGGACUACGAGGUGGACGGACGAGACUACCACUUUGUGAUGUCCAGGGAGCAGAUGGAGAAAGACAUCCAAGAGCACAAGUUCAUUGAGGCGGGACAGUACAAUGAUAAUCUGUAUGGAACGAGUGUCCAGUCUGUGAAAUAUGUGGCUGAAAGGGGUAAACACUGCAUUCUAGAUGUGUCUGGAAAUGCCAUCAAACGACUACAAGUAGCACAACUCUAUCCCAUCGCCAUCUUCAUAAAACCUAAGUCUAUUGAUUCAUUAAUGGAUAUGAAUAAGAGACUGACAGAGGAACAAGCCAAGAAGACGUUUGACAGGGCUAUGAAGCUGGAGCAGGAGUUUGGUGAAUUCUUCACAGCCCUGGUUCAAGGAGACACCUUAGAGGACAUUUAUAACCACUGCAAACAGGUCAUAGAGGAACAUUCAGGACCCUAUAUCUGGAUCCCCUCAAAGGAGAAACUAUAAUAACUCAUCACCCUGGAAGGGAGUCUGGACUGCUAGAAACUAGUAAUAAGUUGUAACAUAUGAUAACUGUAUGGCGAUGAAUAGUCUUCAUAAAUACUUAUUGUGAAUAUGUUUUUUUUUUUUUUUUUUUUUUUUUUUCUCUUUUGUUUGGUUAUUGCUUCAUUUUUCACUCAACAUGAAUGUUCCUGAAUGUAUACCACAAAGUGUUAGAAAAUUUUAGGUCUUGAAACAUGAACCGUUUGUAUAUUUGUUGAUUUUUAUUUGGACAAAAAGGAAAAGACAUGUAAUGAAAAGUAAAUAAAUGUGGGGUAUGUGUCCACAUCAGCACUGUGUGGAAUUUUAAACAGGAAAUUGGAGGUGGUAUAUACAGUGCAGAUGUCUUUGCUUUGCCAACAUAGGAGGAAAAGUAGGUACUCCGACUCAGACACCCUCACCCUCCCCUCACACUGCAACAACUAGCAAAUAAUCAUAUGAAGUUCAAUGUUUUGUCUGGAUUUAGCAUCUGUGCAUCCCCUGAACACAGCUUUGCUUUUUGUUUGUUUACAUCAUCAUUUCUUCUUUGAAUUAUUGUAUUUAUUUCUCUGACAUGAUGUUGAGGAUGUGUGAGGAAAAUGUUUUAUUCACUGUAUAAUUUUCAUGUUUUGUUUUGUUUUGUUUUUUUUACUUAAAAGCAGACAUUACUCAUCCAGCUGUUGCAUUGACAAUGAUAAGUAAAGGGAGAAAGCUGCUAUAGGCAACGGAGAUGUAACACUAUAUUUUGCUACUUAAAUUUCAAGAGGGCACAAAAGCACAUAAUUAUUUAUUACUGAAAAUAUAACUUUGAUUAAAACGUCAUUUACAGAGCAUAUUUUAUUUGAGUGAUGUAUGUUGUGAUUGUGUUAGGAUGGGUGGGAACAUAAUGGUGAAAGAUGCAUUCGAUGUUCACAGUAUUUUGUAGAUUUGCAGUAGAGAGGGUGCUCAAAGUAGAUUCAAUGUAAUACUGAAACACAUUUUUGUCUUUUACACUAAUAGGACAGUGAAGUAUAGGAAUAACAAUAAAAGACAGAUACUUUUUGACCAUAGAAAAUAUCUGACAGAAAAAAAGCAAAGAAGGCAGAAGAUGAAAGUGAAAGCAUAAAUUGGAGACAAUGAAGUUAAGUAUCAAAUACUAAUAUUCUGUAGCAACAUUACGGAGUCAUUACAGACUUGAAAGACUAAAGAAGGUGAGUUUAACUGAAAAUGAUACUGAUUCAGAUGGCUUGUUCUCUUUUUGCAGUGUUCCACAGUCCUAAUGAUUUAUAAUCCACAGUCUGACCAGCGACCCUGAGGCUGCUCUCCAGUUCACAUACCAUUCAAAAUAACAUGAAGCAUUAAAACCAGUCAGAGCAAAGUUAAAAACCAAUUGUAAAAACUCAAAUGAGUUUUACAAUGAGUUCUCCUCAGCCACAGCUGCACAAAAAUAAUCUGGAAAAUGUCCAGUGACAUUUGAUUCAGCAUGUUUAUUUAUUCUCUCAACUGUUGAGUAAAGCAGUUAUUUAUUCCAGAGUUCAUGGUUCAGCCUGUGAUGAUCUGAAUGCUGUUUCAGAGGCUUUUUCCACCCUGACAUGAAUCACUGAGGAUUAGAUUGUCUGGUAUAAAAAUGUAAACAUCUAAAAAAUACUAAUUAUGGACACAAAGUAUUAGCCAUUGGUGACUUCAGCCUAAAACAUUGACCCUCAGAUGGUUUAUCAGUGAUCCUUAGUGAUUACAUCUCCUACCUCUGGUUCAAACAGAAAGCUGUAUCAGUAGCUACAAGGCCGACUUUCUCUCAUGAGACAGUCUUACUUAUAAGAUGUUUCUGAGCUGGAGAAUUCAUGACUAAACAUCCCUUUUAACUCAUUCCCAAGUCAGAUCUGGUUUGAAAACCACCUUUAAAUUUCCAGCAGAACACCUGACAGAGUAAGAAGAACUAUCCUGAAUCCACUAAAGAGAGCAAGGAGAGAUGAAUAAAGCUGUUUCAGAUUUAUUGUUUGGUUGAGAAGUGGAGUCCUGAUGUCCUGAGCAGACCCUUAAUUGAGCCAGCACGAUACAAUAUAUCCACAAUAUAGUUUACUCAACAGUGCUUGCCUUGUUUGAAAGGGCAUACGAUAUAGUACCUCGCUUUGUUGAAAUUAAAGAUAGAAAUCCAUUAUCUACUUAAAGCACUUGGCAUGACUAACGUAUCUACCAGUGUGAUAACCUUCCUGUUCAGUUGAACUGCAACACCAUUGGCUGUUAAUUCCCAUAACAACAAUUUGUGAGUGAUAUAUAUUCUAGUAUUCCUGCUCUUUGAUUUAGACAGCAUGUUUCACCCAACCUGUUAUCAAGUAAAUAUAGUAGUUCCAUUAAUUACAGGUGUGUUUCUAAUCAAUGGGACAUUUCAAAAGUGCACUUAUUCAUUAUUUUUAGUAAAUCAAAUAGACACUAUGAUAACGGUAAUGAUUACAACUUUUAAAGCAAAUAUAAAUUAAAUUGAUUAUUGUGUGAGAUUGCACAGUGGAACCUGAGAAGACUGAAUCCUGACCUGCUUGUAUGGACCACAUACUGUACUUGUAGAAGACUGAUAAGAAGCACUUAAAACACGCCGCCAUUUCUGAAACGAGUGUUUAACUUUGAAGAUGAAAAAGAUGUUUUUAUGUACAGAUAGGAUCAUUUUUCUCUUGUCCCUUGUUAUAAAUUGGUUGAGAUUUGUGUCUGAUAGUAAAACACGCAUCAAAAAUACUUUUCAGCGUUGAUAUUUGUAGAUCAACACUAGUGUAUCCUUUUAUUUUUUGCAAUAUGUUUCUGGAAAUCUGUCAUCAUUCUUUUGCAAAUUUUCCAUAACUUGUUGGUCACCACUUGCCUUAACAGAGUAGGUUUACGGUAUAUCAGAGAUGAAAGCUUAUAAAUGUACUUUUCCUUUGAGAAUAGAACAUUUUAUUUAAUCCUCCUUCACAUCUAUACUCUAGUGAAAGAAGGCUGAAUCAAUUAUAUAUACAUCAUUAUGCUGAGGCUGUUGGAGCCUUGUUCUGAUAAAGUUAAAGGCUGAAGAGAUAUUUUAUAUUUUGUAAUUUUAUCUUAAAGACAAGCAUUUCUGUGGCAACAAGAAAAACAUUUUAAAAUGCAAAUGGUGAAUGAUGAGACACCUUAAUAUUUUGACCCUUGUUUUUCAAAAGUGUUAUUGGCCAGCAAUAUGACCACGUGUCAGAAAAUAUAUCUUCAUAUACUGGCUUGAUAAUAAUGCUAAACCUGAUAUAGUACUUCCAAAGUCAUUGUGAACAGUGUAACACAUGAUAUUUUACAGGCCAGUGGGGAUUUUUGUGUGGAAAUGUAAAGGAUGUCUGACCUAUGCAUGUUGCAACAGUCUUCUGUUUCCUGUGGAUGUGCAAUAUUCAACACAACUGAAGCGUUGAGGUACUUGAUGUGUUUUGAGACAUGAUCAAACUGCAGAUUUGAAUCAUUCAAUCAGACUUGUGUCUAUUUUAAACCCAAAUAAAAAAACACUGUUGUAAGAGGGGGUGUCCAAGCAAUAUGUUUUGGUUAGCU